CUGCUUUUCUCACACACUCCUCUUUUUCUCCUUUGUUUCCCGGCGGGAAGUUCCGUGGGCUCCGAAGAAAACCCUAACCCUAAAGAAUCUCUCCAAACGCCAUCGAUCUCUUUGAUUCCUUGCAUUUUCCACCUUCCUUCCAUUAGCUCGAGCACAGACAGGGCCUACCUUUGUGAUUGUGCGUGAGAAUGGAUGAGCAAGGACAUGGGCAGCCCCCAGUCAUGGGGGUUGUUACUGGCGUGGCCCAGGUACAAUAUGUCACUGCUCCAUAUCAAGCUACCCAGAUGAUUGGGGCUGCUCCUCCUGGUACAGUCGCUGCACCUGUUGGAUCCAUUCAGUCCCCUGGCCAGUCGACUGCUUAUGCUGCUUCCCCAGCCCAGCUUGCGCAACAUCAGCUUGCUUAUCAGCACAUACAGCAGCAGCAGCAACAGCAGCUGCAGCAGCAGCUCCAAAUGUUCUGGAACAACCAGUACCAGGAGAUUGAACAGGUGAAUGACUUCAAAAACCACAGCCUGCCGCUGGCUAGGAUCAAGAAGAUCAUGAAGGCUGAUGAAGAUGUGCGGAUGAUAUCGGCUGAAGCUCCAGUUGUGUUUGCCAAGGCGUGCGAGAUGUUCAUCCUGGAACUGACACUGCGUUCAUGGAAUCACACAGAAGAGAACAAGAGGCGGACGCUGCAGAAGAAUGACAUCGCUGCUGCGAUCACACGGACGGACAUCUUUGACUUCCUGGUUGACAUUGUGCCGAGGGAGGAGCUGAAGGAUGAGGUGCUUGGGGCCCUCCCAAGGGGUGGGGCUGGUUCAGUUGGGGGUCCUGCCGAUGCUAUUCCUUACUACUACAUGUCGCCACAGCCUGGCCCUCAGGUCAUGGGCAAACCUGUUGUGGAUCAAAAUCUGUAUGUUCAGAUGUGGCAGCAGCCGCAGCAGCAGCCAGGAGAAGAUUCGUGAACAGGGAAAUGAAGCAGCAGCAGAUGAAUUCAAGAAAAGACAUGGUUAUUUGUGUGGACCAUGGUUCAGUGAUGUAGACCAUUGAUUCGAUGGCCCUCUCUGUUAAUGGAUGCGCGGAAUUGAUUGUAAAUGGAGAUGGGGACCUCAAGGUUGGUGGGUGGGAUCUUCCUACUUGAGAUACAUUUUUGCAGAAUGGUCUAUUCUAUCAUGUGUAUUGUGCAUAACCUUGUGUUGUGUCGCAUGCUCCUCCAGAGCGGGUGUCACUGUGUUUUGUGCAUAAUCUUGUGUUGUGUCGCAUGCUCCUCCAGAGCGGGUGUCACUGUGUUUUGUGCAUGAUCUCUCUCGGCAGUUGCUUGGACAAAGCUGCUUGCACUUUGCAGUGGAAAUGUGAGAAUGGCUCUAUGCUAGGAUGCCAUUACAGGCUCUUAAACUCUGUAUCUGUUCUGGGAAGGUGGGCCUCUUCUUCUCUUUGAUCCGGAAAGUGUUUUCUGAAAAUCAUUUUUGCAGCCGUUUUUAGUA
Messenger RNA from Magnolia sinica, 1463 nucleotides. RefSeq names its product nuclear transcription factor Y subunit C-3-like. Gene Ontology annotation, biological process: regulation of DNA-templated transcription. The record is from RefSeq and is a predicted model, not a curated record. Gene Ontology annotation, molecular function: DNA-binding transcription activator activity, RNA polymerase II-specific; protein heterodimerization activity; DNA binding. The transcript is spliced from 3 exons. NCBI's taxonomy places the organism in Eukaryota, Viridiplantae, Streptophyta, Magnoliopsida, Magnoliales, Magnoliaceae. Bases 189 to 944 code for a protein of 251 amino acids. Gene Ontology annotation, cellular component: nucleus.